This is a messenger RNA of Corythoichthys intestinalis (scribbled pipefish), 2553 nucleotides long. RefSeq names its product transmembrane serine protease 13a (gene tmprss13a). The record is from RefSeq and is a predicted model, not a curated record. Gene Ontology annotation, cellular component: membrane. The coding region runs from base 35 to 1600 and encodes 521 amino acids. NCBI's taxonomy places the organism in Eukaryota, Metazoa, Chordata, Actinopteri, Syngnathiformes, Syngnathidae. Gene Ontology annotation, biological process: proteolysis. Gene Ontology annotation, molecular function: serine-type endopeptidase activity; protein binding. The transcript has 13 exons.
ACUUUCUUGACAUUCAUUUUUUUUCCUUUUAGCAAUGGACAGAAGGUUUUAUGCUAACAGUGACUAUUAUUUAUCCCCAGCUGAAGAAAAAAAGCAUCGAGGCAUGGCUUUGUCGUCACCAUUCUUCACUAACGAAUCCCCUCUUCCUUACUGCUCAGUCGCUGUGCACACUCAGCCUCCACUCAAGUCUUAUGAAGAGGUGGUCUACGGUGUGGCGCCGGGCCAGAAACUCGCCAACCAGCCGCAAUACAUCCCUCAGUAUUCACCACCUGUGGCCAUUCCUCAAGUAACACAGUCCAGCUCACUUCCCAGGAGCAAGAAGAAAGGGUCCUGUAAUAAAAAUGGCCUGUGCAUCGGAGGGUGGUGCGCUGCUGUUCUCCUCGCCGCCCUGCUGGGUGUUGCCAUCUGGCUUGGAGUGCAAUAUGGUACCCGUUCGUUCACAAAAGGCUUCAUCGACUACGAAGAGGAUAAUAUGAACACUGAUGACGACUCUCCUAUCUUGAUGAGUGACAGCUGCCCCAAUACUACCAUUGAGUGCGAUGGGAUCUGGGACUGCAAGCUUGGCUCGGAUGAAAUGAACUGUGUGAGGUUUUCCAGUAGAAAUGCGCUACAGGUCAAAACCAACGAAGAUGGCCGUUUUCUUCCUGUCUGCUUCAGUGGUUGGAACCAACGCCUAGCUGAUCAAACCUGCUCCCAACUUGGAUUUAGACAGUCUUAUAACUACACAAAGAUCACAGGAUCUCAGGACUCCAUUGGAGUGAUGGUGACCAACAGAUCAUCCGACUCCAUCCAGGAUCAGGUUGAAGUCAGUUCUUCCUGUCCGGAUCAAGCCGCAGUCUCCCUGCAGUGCAUUGAGUGCGGGAAGCAGCAAUCCACAUCUCGCAUUGUAGGGGGCAGCAUUGCACAGAAAGGUCAGUGGCCUUGGCAAACAACACUAAACUUUAGAGGGGUCCACAUGUGUGGAGGGGUCCUGAUCGCUCCUGAUUUUGUGCUGACUGCUGCUCACUGCUUCCCAAGAAGCAGACCCUUGAUGCUCAUACCAGAGAAUUGGCGAGUGUAUGCCGGCGUGUUGUCUCUGGACAAUCUAUCUGCACCCUUUCUGGUGGAGAAGAUCAUCUCUCAUGAGAACUAUGACGAAGUUACAGCGAAUCAAGACAUUGCUCUGCUCAAACUUGCAGCUCCUGUCAAAUUUGACGAUGAUGUUCACCCAGCGUGCCUGCCAGUUCAUGGGCAGAAAUUUCCCCAUGGGACCACUUGUUGGACUUCGGGCUUUGGUGACACAGAAACGACGGCCGGGUCCAAUGAACUGUUGGAGGUAACUGUUGAUAUUAUCGGAAUGGAAGUGUGCAGCAGCCCAAAGGUGUACGGAAAGUCUGUGACGAACAACAUGAUCUGUGCUGGACACUUGGAGGGGGGACGAGAUGCUUGCCAAGGGGACAGCGGUGGGCCACUUGUGUGUCAGAUAGAUGACGUGUGGUAUUUGGCGGGCAUCACCAGCUGGGGGCAUGGAUGUGGUGUUCGUAACAAACCAGGUGUUUACAGCAGAGUGAGCAGACUUCUACCUUGGAUCUACACCAACAUGCAGCGUGAAAGGCCAUAAUGUCAAUUGUUUACCUCCACCGGAAGACCACAUUGAAGCAGUCUUCAACUGAACACUGGGAAUACUGCAUGAAAGAUGGAAGAGACACAUAGGAAAAAUUAAAGGUUGUUUGGAUUGGAGGAGAAGCAGUGUGACUAGGCAUUCAUUCACUGAUGACUUGCCUUGCACUCAUUACUUCCUACCAUGUUUGUAUUCAUAUUACACAAAAUGUAAAGAUUGCUGGACCUUCGUUCGUGUUUUCUUUAUUAAUGCCACGCUUAGUUUUUCCUCACCGAUUUACAGUGUGGUGGGGUUUAUUACGGGGGGGAAUGACUACUUCUGGGUAAUUUUUACUGAAAUGUUUUUUCAGAUUUUGGCAAAUUUUAUUUUCGGGAAGCCAAAAGAAUUCUUACAAAUUGUCUUAAACUUUUUUUUUGUACGAUACUUAAUGAAUUUAAUCAACUAUUUGUUUGUGCAAUGUUUAUUUUUUUUCACCUUUCUGCCAUUUGAAAUCUGAUUUCCUCAAAUGAGUACGUAGGGUGUUAGGAGGAUACAUUUGACAUGUCUUGUUCAUUAGAAUCCCUGUCAGCAGUGCAGAUACCUUGUAUUCAACUCAGUGACUCAGUCACUGCAAGCUCAAAUGAAUGGGAAGUUUAUCGUUGCCAUUGAGAAUUUUAAACUUUUUUCAUUUCAUCGCGCUUAGGUGCCGUUUCUACAAUUUAAAAUGCAUUAUUUGCAGAGUCGGGAAUUUUUUUUUAAUCCACAGUAGAGAUUUCACAUAUAAGAAUAACAUGAUUGUAUGCAUUGCCACUUUCAGGGGCACAUCUCACUUCAAACAUGUAAAACGCACGUUACCUGUGUGUUUGUGCACCCUUCCACCAUAUGCACUUUGUGAUUAUAGUCUUUAUUAUGUUCUGUUUAUGAUUAUGACUUACAUUUGUUUUUCCUUUUUUAAUUUCGUGAACUAAAUCAAU